Molecule: messenger RNA, 558 nt
Organism: Dipodomys ordii (Ord's kangaroo rat)
Lineage: Eukaryota; Metazoa; Chordata; Mammalia; Rodentia; Heteromyidae
Gene: Ifne
Product: interferon, epsilon
Exons: 1
Coding region: 1-558 (185 amino acids)
Biological process (GO): B cell proliferation; natural killer cell activation involved in immune response; response to exogenous dsRNA
Cellular component (GO): extracellular region
Molecular function (GO): type I interferon receptor binding; cytokine activity
Source: RefSeq, a predicted model, not a curated record
AUGUUUCACAAGCAGUUCCUUGAGAUUGGGUUGGUGCUUCUGGCCUCUUCUGUCUUUUCCCUAGAAGAGAAUCUGGUUCUUUUCCAGCCAAGAAUGACCAGAGAGAGUUUACAGCUACUGAAUAAUUUGCAAACCUCAUCCAUCCAGCAGUGUCUACCACACAGGAAGAAUUUUUUGUUUCCUUGGAAAUCCAUGAGUCCUCACCAGUACCAGAAAGAACAUAUACUAGCCUUUAUUUAUGAGGUGCUACAACAGAUCUUCAGCCUCUUCCAGGCAAAGACUUUUCUGGGUCUUCAGAAGGAAAACCAUACAAAGUUCCUCACUGAACUUCACCAGCAGCUGGAAUACCUGCAAGUAUUCAUGAGACUGGAAGCAGAGCAGCAAAAUGGUGCCUGGGGUGGUGAUAACCUUAGAUUACAGGUUAAAGCAUACUUCCGAAGAAUCCAUGCUUACCUGGAAAACCAAGCCUACAGCAGCUGUGCCAGGAUCAUUGUCCAGGUGGAAGUUAACCGCUGUCUGCUUUUUGUACUCACACUUACAAGAAGUCUGAGGAAAUGA